AUGACUAGUAGAAUAUGGUCCAAAAUAUGGCCAAGGAGGCCUAGAAGGACAGGAGCACGAGAAGCUCGGACUGAGGUUUCUACAACAUUUGCAAAUUGGAUUAAUUUGGUCUCUGGUUUAGUCGACGAAAUUGUGACCAGCUAUGGCAAGGCCGAAUAUAAUCGUAAAAUUUGUCUUGUUAUGGUCGAUCGAGUCGAUGCCGUCUCACCUUGUGUGCGAGCGUUACAUAGACGUCUCGAGAAUGAUGAACCGAGAUUUCAAAAUAGAAAUUUUCGCGAUGCAUUAAUCAAGCUUCAUCGGGUUUUGAAAGACAUCAAGGAGUUUAUUAAUGACAUCUCACAACUCACAGGAUACCGAAAGUUCAAAAAUAUCGACGAAGUGAAGGCGAGGUUUUUAAAAAUCAUUUCUGAAUUUGAACGAUUUUGCGAAGAAUUGGAAUUUCCCAGUAAUAUUAUUCACGGGGACCGUCGAGAAGAAGAGAUGCGAAACGUUGAGGAGGAUCUGAGAAAUAUGAAAAAGUUUUUAGAAAAUGUUGGAGGUGGUGUUACUACUAGACAAGGCGUGGAUACCUCAAUCAACAUGAUACUUGCGGAGGUCAUCGAAUUGCGAAAAAUGGUGGAAACAAAAGAUGAUGAAAGAUAUUUAUUGUACGUGCGUCAGAUACCAUCAUCAGAAUUAGAGCCCCCAGAACAAGAAAGAACAUCGGAUUCUCGUGGAAAGGUUUAUAAACGAAUGCUAAGAUCUGUUGUACCAGUGGCAUGCAAACAAAUUGUCAUUCCUGAUGGUAGAUCUCACGAGAUCAAGAAACAAUUAAGUAUUUUGAAUAAAUUACAAUCUUCCGACAAAAUUAUUAAGUUUCACGGGAUGUCCAAUCAGAAGGGUCAUGAUAUUAUCGUCUUAGAGUGGGCCGAGCAAGGAGAUCUAAUGAAUUUGUAUAUGAGAGAAAAUUUAUCGUGGCCAGUGAAACUUCAACUUGCCCAUGAUAUUUGUAAUGGUUUGGUAUUCUUACAGGCGUGUUAUAUUUUCCAUCAUGAUAUUCGCUGCGAAAACAUUAUGGUUUUCGGGGAAAGGUCAAAUUACACGGCAAAAAUUUCAAAUUUUUCUCUUAGCCGCGAGGUUACAGCGGAAACCUCUAAUGUACGAGACUUGUACACAAUUGUCAGAUGGUUGGCACCGGAGAAAUUGAAAAGAACCCGAGAAGAACCUUAUACAUUUAAAUGCGAAGUAUUCAGCUUUGGAAUGUUGUUAUGGGAGCUUGCGUUUCAGAAGAUACCGUAUCUGGAGAUGAAGGAGUUGGACGAAAUAAUAGAUUACAUCCUCUCCGAAAAAAGAGAAACUUUGAAUUUUGAUCACUACGACGAGCAUCAGCAAAUUAUAAAGGUUUAUCGGGAUUCCAUCUCAAAAUCAUGGAAUCAUGAUCCGGAUGCGCGUCCGCCUAUAAAUGAAUUGUUUCAAAAAUUCACAAAUACACUUAGAGGUGAUCACUCUGAACCAAAUGACGAAACAAGAAUCACUGACACACCUGUAAGUGACCAAUUUGACGAAAUACUUCCGCUCGAAAAAGGCAUCGAGGCGCAUCAACACGAGGAUCACGAAAAGGCAUGGAUGUGUUUUGAGAAACAUGCCGUUCUUGGGGAUCCAAAAGCAAAAUAUUGGCAGGGUUAUUAUUUGUGGAACGGAUAUCACGGAUCAAAGGAUGCCGAAAAAGCCACAAAUCUGUUUAAGGAGGCUGCUGACGCUGGUGAAGCUGACGCACAAUACCAUUACGCAAUGGCCAUAAAAGAUAACAUAGACCGCCAGAGUCAAUUCAUUGAGUAUUUGAAAAAAUCAGCAGAUAGUAGUAAUCAAUUGGCUCUGUUUGAUAUGGCGCAAAUACACCUGAAUGGGUCAUAUAAUAUUCCAAAGGACCCAGAAAAAGGUCGGUUAUAUCUCAGACUCGCUGCUUUGAAGCAUCAUCCGGAAGCCAUUAGUUUACUUGAAAAGCAUGAUAGUUGA
Molecule: messenger RNA, 1995 nt
Organism: Acaulospora morrowiae
Lineage: Eukaryota; Fungi; Glomeromycota; Glomeromycetes; Diversisporales; Acaulosporaceae
Source: the annotation of a GenBank genome assembly